ACCGCUGGCACGUUCGACUUGCUUGACAGUCUCAGCAGCCAAUCAUAGGCGUCCGCUGUGCCGAAUGGGCGGGAUUUCCUUUUUCACUACAAUUCUUACGGGUGAACUGGCGGACAUGUCGCUAGGCGACGGUAUCUAAUGACUCACUGGUAACUAAGGCCCAAGACUUCUCGGAGAAGGCGUGGUUGAAGAGGCCAUGAUCAGCUGAUGGGCUCUGUGGUUUCUGAUUGGCUAACAGGGCGAGAGUGCGCUUCCGGAGGGCGAAGGUGGUAAGGGCAAGAGUUGCAGAUGGUCUGAGUACAGGGCAGCGGAGAAGAGUUUGGAUUUCAACAUGGGGGACCUGGACCUGGAUUAUACCAUCGUGUUCCCCGAGCCAGCCCUGCAAGAGUCUCCCUGGGGGAAGCAUCGGGAGCCCGUGGUGAUCAUGCUUGGGUGGGGAGGCUGUAAAGAUCAGUACCUGGCGAAGUAUAGCACCAUCUAUCACGAUCAGGGUUGCAUUGUCAUCAGAUACACGGCAGCCUGGAAGACCGUCUUCAUCACCGAGUCUUUUGGUGUCAGCUCUCUCCGGGAAGAGGCAAAGAAGCUCCUGGAGUUGCUGUUUGAUUACGAGAUUGAAAGCUGCCCCCUGGUGUUCCAUGUUUUCAGCAACGGCGGCUUCAUGCUGUAUCGCUAUAUUGUAGAGCUGCUACACUCCAAUCAACACCUGCGCAAACUGCGCGUCGUGGGAACCAUCUUUGACAGCGCCCCGGGGAACCGCAACGUGCGCGGGUCAGUAAAAGCCCUGGACGCUGUCCUCAAGCCCGCCACUAACGUUGUGUUCCGCUUCCUGGCUUUAGCAGCAUUCGCUCUUAUGGUUAUAGUACUGCGGAUCCUCUUGUACCCACUGACGAGGUUCUUCCACGAGAAUCACUACGACGCCAUGAAAAGUGAUCCAUCCACUUGGCCGCAGCUUUAUCUGUACUCCAGGGCCGACGCCAUGAUCUCCUGUCUCGACGUGGAGAACAUGAUCGCUUUACGUAGGAAGAAACGUCUUCCCACUGAGUCCUUUGACUUUGAAAAGUCAGAGCAUGUCAGCCAUUACCGCAGGUACCCCCAGAAGUACUCUGACAUGUGCAUCACUUUCCUCAAUGACUGCAUCAGAAAAGCUAUGGGCUCCACGUUCAAGAGUGAUUGAUCAGCUCAUCAAGUUGAAGAACCUGGUGGGGGGGGCCCUCUGAUUAAAAUCUUCAUGGUUUAUAUAUCUUAUCUAAAUUAUGGAAAAUUGAACCCAAUUCCAAUGCAAUUAAAGGAGAUACAUAGAUUGGAUCGUAUAGAUGCGUUAAACAUCUAAAAGAUGUAUUUUCAGACCCCGUAUUAAACACAUCAAGUGUGUUUAAUAUCUGCAGAUUACUGCACAGCUACAGAUCCUGAAAUCAUCCAAAUCUUUGGGUUUAUGUAAAAAGAAUACAUACAUGGCGGACAUAGCAAUGAUAUUCUAGUGCAAUAAAACUGAACGGUGUUAAGGGCUCUUAUUGAACAAAGUCUUUUGCGGUGUUAGCAGCUGUGAAUUAAAAUACCAUUUUAUUACGA
Molecule: messenger RNA, 1569 nt
Organism: Spea bombifrons (plains spadefoot toad)
Lineage: Eukaryota; Metazoa; Chordata; Amphibia; Anura; Pelobatidae
Gene: TMEM53
Product: transmembrane protein 53
Exons: 3
Coding region: 332-1174 (280 amino acids)
Source: RefSeq, a predicted model, not a curated record